CAAGAUAAAAGUCCUCUCACAAACAGUUGCUUUCCUGUUGCUGACAGUCACACACCCACUCUCUCAAGAAUGGCAGGGAAAAAGGCAUUAGUAAUCCUCUCUGAAGGUGCAGAAGAGAUGGAAACAGUUAUACCUGUGGACGUAAUGCGUAGAGCUGGGAUUGCUGUGAUGUUGGCAGGGUUGACGGGCAAAGAGCCUGUGCAGUGCAGCAGAGAUGUCUACCUUGUUCCUGAUGCCAGCCUGGAGGAUGCACGCAAGCAGGGUCCGUAUGAUGUGGUUUUUCUGCCAGGGGGAGCUCUCGGUGCCCAGCACCUGUCAGAGUCGCCUGCUGUGAAAGAGGUGUUGAAGGACCAGGAGGACAGGAAAGGGCUGAUCGCUGCCAUCUGUGCAGGUCCCACGGCGCUCCUGGCACACGGUAUUGCCUACGGCAGCACAGUCACCACCCACCCUGGUGCCAAGGACAAAAUGAUGACUGGUGGCCACUACAAGUAUUCUGAGGCUCGAGUCCAGAAGGAUGGCCAUCUCAUUACCAGCCGCGGGCCAGGAACCAGCUUUGAGUUUGCCCUGGCCAUUGUAGAGGAGCUCAUGGGGGCUGAAGUUGCUGCUACUGUCAAAGCACCCCUGGUUCUGAAAGACUGAGUGGUGUUGAGCCUUUCAAACUAAACCCUAAGUACUCUGCACUGUUCAUCAUGGUACAAAUGCCAAUUAUUGUGAACAAAGAAUCAUUAUUUUCAGGAUAAUGUGCAAUAGUAAGAAUAUGCAUUUUUAUUAUUCUCUUCUAUCCUUCCCUGGGACAUGUUGCCCCUGCACUUUAAGCAUCAGUGAUUUGGGAUUGUUAAUGCUUUUGUAUAGGAAAAUCACCAAUGUUAAAUUGUAUUGAUUUAAAUAUCAAAUAUAUUGCUGUCUUUACUGUCCAAAAGCACUGAUGUAGCUUCAUCAUUAAAGUCAACUGAGCCCCCUUCAGA
Oncorhynchus masou masou (cherry salmon) is the source of this 965-nucleotide messenger RNA. Its product is annotated as Parkinson disease protein 7 homolog. Gene Ontology annotation, biological process: glyoxal metabolic process; glycolate biosynthetic process; response to oxidative stress. Gene Ontology annotation, molecular function: oxidoreductase activity, acting on peroxide as acceptor. Bases 70 to 639 code for a protein of 189 amino acids. The transcript has 6 exons. NCBI's taxonomy places the organism in Eukaryota, Metazoa, Chordata, Actinopteri, Salmoniformes, Salmonidae. Gene Ontology annotation, cellular component: nucleus; mitochondrion; cytoplasm. The record is from RefSeq and is a predicted model, not a curated record.